Elephantulus edwardii (Cape elephant shrew) is the source of this 1029-nucleotide messenger RNA. RefSeq names its product transcription elongation factor A (SII), 2 (gene TCEA2). The record is from RefSeq and is a predicted model, not a curated record. Gene Ontology annotation, molecular function: zinc ion binding; nucleic acid binding. Gene Ontology annotation, biological process: DNA-templated transcription; transcription elongation by RNA polymerase II. Lineage: Eukaryota; Metazoa; Chordata; Mammalia; Macroscelidea; Macroscelididae. The transcript is spliced from 10 exons. Bases 1 to 1029 code for a protein of 342 amino acids. Gene Ontology annotation, cellular component: nucleus.
AUGAGCGCGGAGCGCGGAGCUCGGCGGGCGGCGGUGGGUGGGCGGCGAGCGGCGGUGGAGGUGGCCUGGCGCCCGGUCAUUCUGGAGAAGGGCGCCUGUUUCAACACCCGGUUCUCAGGGACACCCUGGCCUGGUGGCCAGGAGGUCCUCUCUGGCAUCAGCAUCAAACGUCUGCCGCAGCGUGGGAAAGGCGGCACCCUGGAAGGAGUUGUGGAUUUGCUGCGGCAGCUGAAGACCAUGCCCAUGACCCUACACCUGCUGCAAUCCACUCAUAUUGGGAUGUCGGUCAAUGCUCUUCGAAAGCAGAGCUCGGAUGAAGAGGUUAUUGCCCUAGCCAAGUCGCUCAUCAAGUCCUGGAAGAAACUCCUGGAUGUUUCAAACACUAAAGCUGGGGACCUGAGGAAUAAGCCCCUGGCCUCAUCGCUGGUGAAGGAUGCCUCCAGGACAAAGUCCCACAGCCACAAUAGGCUGGAGCUGCCCAGGACUCCCGUGACCCCUCGGAUGACCACGUUUCCCCCAACACCUGUUACCUGCGAUGCUGUGCGCAGCAAGUGCCGCCAAAUGUUGGCCACUGCCCUGCAAACAGACCAGGACCACGUGGCCAUCGGCGCAGACUGUGAGCACCUGUCCGCCCAGAUAGAGGACUGCAUCUUCCGGAACGUGGGGUGUACAGAUGUCAAGUACAAGAACCGUGUAAGAAGUCGCAUCUCCAAUUUGAAGGACGCCAAGAACCCAGGGCUGCGGCGGAGCGUGCUCUGUGGCUCUAUUGCACCACAGCGCAUCGCUGAGAUGACCUCGGAGGAGAUGGCCAGUGAUGAGCUGAAGGAAAUCCGAAAGGCCAUGACCAGGGAGGCCAUUCGUGAACACCAGAUGGCCCGUACUGGUGGAACCCACACUGACCUCUUCACUUGCAACAGAUGCAGGAGGAAGAGUUGCACCUACACCCAGGUGCAGACUCGAAGCUCUGAUGAGCCCAUGACCACAUUUGUUGUCUGCAAUGAGUGUGGAAACCGCUGGAAGGUGGGCUAA